CGCUGGAUGCUGCGGCGGCCGCCCGGGAGCAGCCGCGCUCCGCUCCCGGUCCCCCACCGCCGGUGCCGACCAGGGGCCGAGCUCGCCGGGAGCAGCAGCCCUCGGUCUCUGCUGCCGGGACCAGCGCGGCGCGGAGAUGGUGCCGCUGGUGCGGAGCGCCGGGGGCUCCCACCAGUGGCUGGCGAUCGCUUUCCUCGGCCUUUCCUGGUUCCUUGCUUCCGGGAGACUCGCUGCGCCGGGCGGAGACUUCCCCGGGGCUGCCGUGGACAAUCUGGUGGUCAGGAAAGGGGACACGGCGGUGCUUAGGUGUUACUUGGAAGAUGGAGCCUCCAAAGGUGCCUGGCUGAACCGGUCAAGCAUUAUCUUUGCUGGCAGUGACAAGUGGUCAGUGGAUCCCCGGGUUUCCAUCGCCACAGCCAACAGGAGGGAGUACAGCCUGCAGAUCCAGGACGUGGAUGUGACCGACGAUGGGCCCUACACUUGCUCUGUGCAGACCCAGCACACUCCCAGGACCAUGCAGGUGCACCUAACUGUGCAAGUGUCUCCCAAGAUAUUCCGCAUCUCCAGUGACAUCAAUGUGAACGAGGGCAGCAACGUGACCCUGGUGUGUCUGGCCACAGGGAAACCAGAGCCUUCCAUCUCCUGGAGGCACAUCUCCCCGUCUGCAAAGCCCUUUGAGAGCGGGCAGUACUUGGACAUCUAUGGAAUUACAAGAGACCAGGCGGGGGAAUACGAAUGCAGCGCAGAAAAUGACGUCUCAGUCCCAGAUGUGAAAAAAGUAAAAGUCACAGUAAGCUUUGCCCCCACAAUUCAGGAACUUAAAUCCAGCGGUGUGGUGCUUGGAGGGAACGGCCUGAUACGGUGCGAAGGUGCAGGAGUUCCUGCCCCGAUCUUUGAGUGGUACAAAGGAGAGAGGAAACUGAUCAAUGGUCAACAAGGAAUCACUAUUAAAAAUUAUAGUACAAGAUCACUUCUUACUGUUACCAAUGUGACAGAAGAGCACUUUGGCAACUAUACUUGUGUCGCUACCAACAAGCUAGGGACGACCAAUGCCAGCCUGCCUCUCAACCCUCCCAGUACAGCCCAGUAUGGGAUCACCGGUGAUGCCGAAGUCCUCUUCUCCUGCUGGUACCUUGUCUUGACACUGUCCUCCCUCAGUAGCAUAUUCUACCUGAAGAACAUCAUUCUGCACUAAAUGUAAAGACCCAUAAAAGGCUUUUAAGGAUUCCCUGAGAGUGCUGAUGACUGGCUCCAAUCUGGUAGAGUUUGUUAAAAGCAGCGUGGGAUAUAAUCAGCCGUGCUUACAUGGGGAUGAUCGCCUUCUGUAGAAUUGCUCAUUAUGUAAAUACUUUAAUUCCCCUCCUUUUUUUUUGAUUAGCUGCAUUACCUUGUGAAGCAGUACACAUUGUCCUUUUUUAAGACGUGAGAACUCUGAAAUUACUUUUAGAGGAUAUUAAUUGUGAUUUCAUGUUUGUAAUCGACAAGUUUUCAAAAGCAUUCAGUCAUGGUCUGCUGAGUUGCAGACUGUAGUUUACAAAAGAAAAAAGGAUAUUGCAGUAAAAAUGUGCUUCUUUAAGGCUGCAAUACAAACAUUCAGUUCCCUUCUUGACCACCAUUCUCUCCACAUUUACACAGAAGCAUUUGUUCUUUUUUGAGUAAAAAAAAAAAAAUCAAAUAAUAUUGCCUUCAAAGUACUUCUUCAAAAUAUUACACAUAUCUAGAUUUUCUUCUAGCAUGAUAUUCAGGUUUCAAGAAUGAGCCUUGUAUUAUAACUGCAUUGUGCAGUACUGCUUUUGUUCUCUUCCCUUUUUCCUGCAAAUUCAGCAUGGUUGUGCCUUCAUGAAACACGACUUUCCUCUUCCUCUCCAACAAAUCUGGAAUGUGUUUUGGGAAAUGCUAAAGCAUCCUUUUGAGCAUAAGAAAUCUCUAGCUGAGGAUGAAGGUGCUACAGGCUACAAGGAAAACCUCCUCUCCCAUCUCCAGGAGGUCCACGAGCUGCUCCAGACGCAGGGUUUAGGUCAAGGGUAGCACCAAGUCCUUUUUGUUUUUACCUCCACCACCACUAACCAGUAGGUGAUCUCUGUAAAAAUUAGUUUUCUCAUUACAAAACAGAACACAAAUUAUUUUGAGGCAUCUUUUGAAUGUAGGAAGGUUUCCUGUACUCAUCCUAAAUCCAAAUUCCUACAUGACUGUAAACAGCAGAAGCUGAAUUGUCCCCUUUUGUAUUACUGGCAAAACUGAUGGGAAUUGGUAUUUUUCUUGCACUUAAUUUUGUACUGGUUUGGCUAAUUUAGCAAUGAUAAAGGAUGCUUUUAAAUCUUAGAUAUCUGAAAAUACACAAAGUAUCAAACAGAAUUUUAUAUAUAUAUACAUAUAUCUAUUAAAAGGAGGUUGCUCCAGUAAUGGUACUGAAGUGCAUGUUGCCGUCCACGGUAGGAUCAUCCUUCCAGGCAGGACUUGUGCUCACACUGUGCAGGUCCCUCCCCCAGCAGGGCAGUCCCCCCACACCAUUUCCUAGUCCUGCAGCCCAUGAAGAUCAAGUUUCAAAACAGUGCAUAACAUUGCUUUUAUUUUUUAAAACCCCUGGACAGUGUUAACAUGAAAUGUGCUCACAGUUUACAUCUGAUUUCAAACUGCCAUCUGUGGGGCUUGCUGGGGCAUGACUGUGGCCAACAGUCCUUGAGUCCCAGAUGCCCUGGUGACCCCAAGAGGUCUUGACUUGCUCUCAAACAACUGUUCAUGACACGAAUAACAAAACCAUUAUCCCAGAAUCCCAGACUGGGUUGGGCUGGGAGGGACCUUAAAGCUCAUCCAGUCCCACCCCCUACCAUGGGCAGAGACACUUUCCACUAGACCAGGUUGUUCUAAGCCCUGUCCAACAUGGCCUUGGACACUACCAGGGGUGGGGCAGCCCCCACUUCUCACCAUGAUCAUUCCCAUGUUCUGUGUAUGAGCUCCAGUAGCAGACACAAACAUUACAGUACAACAUUAAUUCUCCUCACAGCAGGUUUUGGCAGAGAGCAGCACCAGCUGAGCCCUGGGUGUACUCAACAGUCCCAAAUUCAGCACAGAUAUCCCAUUUUUUCAUCAAGGAGGACUCUGAGUUUUGCUACACUCAAUAUCUGCUGUCCCAAUGUGCAGCCAGAAUAUGCAGUGAAUCUGUUGUAGUUGCUGGUAAAGGGCAUAAACAGAGGUGUGUUGACUCCAAAGAGAUGUCCUGGGUCACUUUGCAGGUUCAGUGACAGACCAAACUAUGUCUCGCAUUAUUUGCAGCUGUGUGCUAAGCAGUCACUAUUUUCAGAAAUGUGGCAUUUUUUAAAACCUGGAAUAACAUGACAAAAUCCAUUCUGUAAGGAAAGAGUACAAAUUCAACUCAAAUUAUAUUGUACACAACCCUGAUACUCUGAUCUCUAUUGUAUUGCAGCUUUAAAGUGCUCUAUUUUAGAAUCCAUUCACUAGAAACAGUGGUGCUGCAGGAAGAUUCGUGGCAGUACAGUUUGAUAAAGAAAAAAACAAGGAUAGGGAUAACUCAACCCAUAUGCCUCAUCUCUUGUGGAAUUGAGAGGUGGUUCUAUGCUGUGGCUGGAUCAGAUCCUGCAUUUUGGUGAUAUAUUGCAUUCCAGGGAUCCCUGAUAUCUGGAACCUGAUCUUUCCAGCAACAGAACAGAAUGAACAGCAGCUUUAUUAAAUAUGGAAACAUAAUACAUAGUUAAGUGUUGACUGUUUGCAUUCGGCCCAGGUAGAACCACUGGAUGACAGGUACAAGGUUUUUAGUCCUAUGUUUGAAUUUUCACUUUGGGGGGGACAUAAUUAUUGUCAGGUCAAAAAGAAGAAAAAAAAAAUCCAGCCAAAUUCCCAAAUAUCUUUAGGUGCCAAUGGCAUUCCUUAGGUGACACAGGGGUUGCUGUCUGAGGGAGCUGAGGGGGUGGGUGGAUGAGGCUGCUGGGAUGGGUGUCCUUAGGGUCUGUAGAGUUUAGUCUCCUGAAGGUGCUCUGAGACUCUGCAACCUCAAUUAUGGCUGGAUUGGAGCUGGAGGCAGAGUGGAUCAAAUAAAGACGCUUGGUUCUUGUUGAAUCCGUCCGUGCUGGAUGCUUGGUGAAUACCUGGUGAUUGUACAGGCUGGGACUUACCAGAGUGUUCUCUCAAAAUGGGCUGGGAUGCAAAUUGAACACAACAUUCCACAUUUUAGGAACUGUAGAAUGAGAGAAUGUUCUGGGUUGGAAGGAGCCUUAAAGCCCAUCUCGUUCCAACCCUGUAAUUUGUGGGGUGCACUUUAGCCAACUGUUUGAGUGUAUGUUCUUCAAAAUUCUGACCCAUAAUGUUCAUAUCUGUCGGGGAAAUCUUAUUAUAUUUAUUCCCACCUUUCAAAUGCAAAAAAUAAAUGGCUUAGCUGAAUGUUUAUAUCGAGGUUGUUGUCCACAUUGGAACCCCCAAAGUCUGGAAGUUCCUUCUUGUGCAGUAACUCGGGGCUGCCACCCCCAAGGCUCCGGGGCAGAGCAGUGGCGUUGCUGGUCGGGAAUGUGAUCCUAAUACUCAAUGAAAGGAUGUCUCAACAACUUCUGCAACAAAUGCAGUUUGUUCCUCAAGGGUUUAGAACUUGGCAGGAUCCAUCAGAGCUAGAUAGCUUUUUUUUAAACUGUUCAAUAGAUUUAUUUUUUUUUCCGAAUCGUUGCUGUUUUUAAGACACAGGAGUGUUAAAACCCAUCGCAGUGACAGCUGCUUUUUUGCACAUUUUCUGAGAAAGUGUUCUAGAUAGACAAUGGCAAAUGUUCUGUUACCAAAACCUCCACUGAGUCCACAGAACUGUGUUAUGAAGAAUGUGUAUACCAAAAUAUGUAUUUACAUGGAUAAACAAUAUGCCUUAAAGACUAAAUAUGCAUUUACUUCUAAGACUGGGUCAGAUUUGUGCCCAGUCUGGAGGUAAAUAAUCCAUAUUUCACAGCUGCCAUGGAAGGCUUUGUUUCUUUGGAGAAAAAAGGGGGGAGAAAAAGCAUUUCUUUUAUAAGAAUCUUAAAUAACUUUUAAAUUCUUGCAUAAACUGAUAUAUGUGAGGAAGUUUAGAAAAAGUAUGGAGUUUAGCCUGACACUUCAGCACUGGCAAUGCAGGGUUUGCUGUGGGGGCUGUGGUGCCACCCAAAACCUGGCACAUCCCCUUUGAUGUCCCCUUGUACACUCAACUCCCUCAGGUGGCCCUGAGCUGGGGCAGAGUGAGGGGCCUGGGUGCCCCCCCAAUCCUGCAGGGAUGGGGCCACCUCCCCACUCCAUGCUACUGCUGGCAACACAAAAUCCUUUAAAACAAGAAUAUGUUACAAAAAAAUAGAAUUUAAAAAAAAAAAAAAACCAGGAAUUAAAAAUUCUCCACUCAGCCUUAAUAUGGAGAGCAGAGAAGUCAGUAUUGGUGUGGGAGGGAAGAAUUUGCUUUGAAUUUGACCAGCCAUGAGCACGACCAUGGCAGGGGCAGGCCUGUGUUUGCUCCUUAUUUGUAUUCCUCUGUUGAGCUUUGAGGGCAAGGGAGGGGAUUUAUGCUGUAAUUGGCAAAGUCCAUAAUCUAACUGGAAACAGCCAGGCCAAGGCACUGGCACAGAGUCUGGGGAUGGUUUGUGAGGGAUUCUCAGUAAAUCCUGCUCCAAGAGUUCUGUCUGAGCAAGGGCACAGGAGGUUUUACAGGGGCACCUUCAGCGCUGAGCACGUACCUGUUUGUUCCUAUCCCCUUAUGCCUAAUUCAUGAAGAGCUCCAAGGUUCCUUUUUAUUAGAAAAUUCUCAUGUUAAAAAAUGCGGAGAUCAGCACAUUUGCCACUUCUCAUAAGCUUAGUUUUCAGUCAUUCAUAUUUCAGGGUGUAUUAAGCUUCCCCAUCACUGGGUAGGAUGAAAAUCUGCAUUACAGGAUGGGGAUUAGGGGGUGAUUCCCACCCACUCUGGCUGCUCUGUCUUUGUCUGGGAAGGAGCUCAGCGAGGCUGUGGGGUCUCUGAGGGGGAGCUACAAUGGGUGCACUUUAGUCCCCAGCCACUCUGCAGCCAUGGCACAGUGCUGGCUCCACAACUCCUGACUGCCAGAGUUAUCCGAGGUUUGGAGUCAAUUUAUGCCGAGAGCCAUCCCGGUGAUGGGAGAAAUGCAGGAAGGACUUUCUCCUUGGCUCCCUCCCUGCACAGCACUGGGUUCUUCCACACAGUGAACUUUGAAGCACCCACAAACACCCGUGAAAACCAGCACAGUUAACAGGGAUUUCCUUGCAAUCCCUCAGCGCCUCAGCCCCAGGCAGUGGGAGGCAGGUACACCUUGGUCCCCAGUAGCAGAAUAAAUUACACUUCUUCAGCAGCCAGAAUUUAAGGACAGGGAGGAGGGGACAGCAGAGUGCUGCUCCAGCCCCGACAGCCACAGGACUUUCCCCUCUUAUCAGCCAAAUAUUAGAGUCCUCAUUAUUCCUACCCUCUUCUUCUAUGCUGCCAGAUAACAAACUGCCUGUAAUGAUGAUGAAUAUUCUCCUCAGUAUCUAGAGGGGGAAAUCUGUUCUCUCCUAAUGCUCAUUCAUCCCUCUCUUUAUUAUUUUUCAGCCCAAACCAAAACACAAUUCGCACAUUACACACCACGAUUUAUGUGCAAUAACAUCAUUUUCCCACUUCUCAUCCCCAUUAGAGUCAGAAGCACAUCACUCCCAUUAACCUCCACGACAGCGACUUAAAUGUGAACCACAAGUGAGAAUAACCCUCCAAGAUGAGCUGGAACAGCAGCAGCCUUGUUUUCUGGUGGGUGGCUGAGGGUGAGAUGGCAGGGCCAGACUUCCCUCCCUCCAUUCUGUAUAUAUGUAUCCAGGUUUUUUAUAUAAAACAGGCUUUCCUCUCCUUCGGGGUGGUUAAUUCUGGCUGGGAGGUGCAGCCGUUCAGAUGUGUUUGAUAUUUUGGAUAUGUCAGUCCAGGUGGAGCCGUGGCACAGGCGGGAGAGCGAAAGGCAGUGGGAGCUGCAGGACAGGCUGGCUGUACCACUUGAGCCUAAUGAGACAGUUCCUGGCAGGAAUUUGGGCUCAGCAGAAACUGUGGGAGGCAGAUCAGUUCAUUAGGCUGUGAAAGCUUUAAAACCUUCAAGGAACUGGUUCUCCUCUCCCAUUUAAGUGAAUUGCUGAAAGCACUGAGUUGUUCUUCCACAGAACUUCGAAUUCACUGUUUCCUUCAUUAUCCUUGACCUUUUUACAUGUAUUACCGUAAGAAAAACCAAGUUAACUUUGGAGGAAACUACUGCAAAUUCACCUCCCCCCAACCUUUUAAAAACAGAGAGCCUGGGAGGCUGGGCCAGGGGAGCAAUGGGUCUAAUUUGCCACUAUAUUCUAUAUAAAGAGGAUUUAAUGUCUGCUUGCCAAAAAUUACAGAUCAUAAAUCCCUGUGACUCAUUUCUACAUGGCUUUUAGCAAGACAGGUGCACAAAUGCUCCCCACAUUUGUGUUAUGAGUAGCAGAAAGACAAAUGGUGUGAUGGGGCAAGACGCCUUCCCCUGUGCUGCUCCCAAAGCCUUGGUCCCUGUGUCUUGAUCCUCAUCUCUUGUUUCCCUUCUCUUAGCCCCCCUUUCUUGGUCCCCAUUUUUUGGUCCCUGUGUCUUGGUGCUUGUCUUGAUGCUCAUCUCAUGGUUCAUGUCUCUUGGUCUCCAUCUUUUGGUCCUCAUAUCUUGAUCCCUGUCUCUUGGUCUCCAUCACCUGGUGCCCUUCUCUCCCCAGCCACAGAGAAGGGGAAGGCAGGGGAGUGGGAGGAGGAGGCUGCAGUUCUCAGACUGAGCUCCCAACCCAUAACAUGGACCUUAAAGCCAGGACCAGGCAUCAGGCAAACAUCCACCAAAGACAACAGGGUGUCCUUCCUUGUGCACUGAGAUCUGAGCUCCCACCGUCUCUAACAAGAAGUGCUCUGAGUUCAACUCAAACAAACCCAAAAGUUCUGUGGCGUCCUUCUGACUUAGCCAAACUUCCCUACCCAAGCUGGACACAUGCACUCUGCCACCCUCGAGGGUGGGGUGUGGGGACAGUGCCCUUCCCUCAGCUGCAACAGGGCAGGGAUGGCUGAAGAGACACGGUGUGGAAAAGACACCUGAGUUUUUCCAGUCUAUCCAUUUUUGUCGUGGGAGCUUCAAUAAGUGUCUCGGUCUCUGUUUCAAUGCCUUAAGCACCUUUUUGCAAAAGGCUACGAUAUAAGAGGGUACAUUUAAGAAAUUAAUUUCCCAAAGUUAAUCAUGCUCAGCGACUCGGCUCCGGCACAGCCGCUCCCCUGGCAGCUGUGGCUCCUCAGGAAGCGCGACGGCGGCAGUGCAGUCAAGAGGCUCUGAGGAGUCUCCUGGCGUGGUAUUUCUCUCCAGAAGAUUGCAGAUAAGACACUUAAUUCUCCUGAAAAAAAUCAGCUAAGGGCUUUGACCUUCUGUUUGAAUGCAGAAUUAGCACUCCGGGAAAGGUUAAUGAACAGAAGGGAGUAGGGAAAUUUGCACUGAAAUACUCCUGAAAUGGGUUUAAACACGUGCAGGUCUCUGGGCAGGUCUGUGGCUGAAGGAACUGCUCCCCUUGUCCCCCAUGGCCACCAGAGAGGCAGCCUUCUCAGAGAGGGGAAAGGGAAAAGGAGGAGGAGGAUUUCCUUCCAGAGGAUGGGAAGGGACAGGGUUUCACUGCAGGUCUUGCCCAUGGGAGACUUGUCUUGGUUCUCAGCUGAGACCCCCACGGAGAACACGAGACCUUGUUCUGGGCAUUCAGAAUAUCUUCAUUUUCCUGACAAACUGAUCUUGAAUUACAAUUCAUUUCUUUGCUUCCUCAUGAAGCUGAUGCUCGUGCAAAGUAAUUAUUUUGCCAUAUGGUGAAAGGUGCAAUAAUUGCUGAUGGGCUCUUCCUCUCAGACUUGGCAUCUCAACCCCUUUAGCAAGGAUCUGCUUUAUGAGUGUUGAUUUGGCCAAUUCAGACAAAAAACAACCCAACCUUCCUCCCCCAUCUGCAAACUUUCUCAAUUUCUAAUUCUUCUCCCACCCAAAAAUCAUGGCACCACUGCUGUAAAUGACAAAUCAUAAUGGUAAAUACUUGGGUGAGUCCUCACAGGAAUGGCAAGAAUUAAGGCCACUAUAAUUUAAUAAUCACUUAUUGUGUUCAUAAUCUGUGUCAUCAGAGGUGUUUUACCUGUAUUUAAUGCUCAUGCUUUUAGCAAAACCUGGGAGUUGUGACAAGUGCUUUAAUACAUCAAUAGAUUACAAAUAUUGUGUGAAGAAAUCCUUUCUACAGGCUGAGGCAGAAAAGCAAAAUCAAAACUUAACCCAGUGGGUCGUGAUGCAGGUACAGCUCAGUACCAGGCCAGCGACUUCAUCAUGGAAUUAUAGACUGGUUUGGGUGGGAAGGGACCUCAAAGAUCAUCCUAGUGAUGAUGGCACCAGUGCCCUUCGAAGGGUUAAUAAAACGCAUAUUGGGAAAAAAAAACACAUUUGUCAUUUGUUAAAUGUCGAGAGACACCGUCUGAAGACAAAAGCCAAGGCUUGGAGGGAGCGAGCCAAGUCUGUGUGCAAUUAUCCCUUGAAAAUUCAAAAUAUUGUUAUUAAAACAACUCUCAGCUCCAAUUCUAGUGCAGUGAUCACACCCAGUGUAGAGACAUGUAAAGAAUAUACAUUUACUCUAUAGCAGGAUGUGUUUGCACUCCCAGUAUGGUAAUGGCUGCUCUCCUAGCACCAGGCAUCCUGCAAUCCCAAAUCCCUCAAACCCUUAAAAUCUCUCUAAACUGCCUACAAACCUCAAACCCCAAGGUUUGACUUGGUGACUAAGGGACAAAGAGCAACUCGCAUCAAAAAUGAGACUUAGGGAAUAUGCUGGGAAGCAUUAGGAUUGCCCUCAGCUCCUGUCCUCCACCUUUUCCAUGGGGGCAUCUUCCCCUUUUUUCCCUGCUCCAGGAUAAAUUCCUGGGAAAUAACAGAAAUAGCAUCCUGUUGGAGGGAACAUCCUGUAAAGGCAUAACAUCUGGAGCAGGAAAUAACAUCCAAAUGUCAAAUUCACAUUCAAGGAUGUAUAUCCCAUGCCACUGGAGGCUGGAAAUAGACCUGCUGAAGUGUCCCUCAGUGAUGGUGGAGCCCACCCACCUUCUUGCCCAUGCAGGGCUCUGUGGCAGCAGAGAAAACCCAUCCCAGUGUCCCUGCAAACCCAUCCCAGUGUCCUUGUAAACACGUCCCAGUGUCCCUGCAAACCCAUCCUGAUGUCUCUGCAAACAGCCCCUGCCGUGUCCCACCUCCCCCAGAGGAGGGUGAUGCUCUCAAAGACACAGCACCCAACUCUUAUCAAUAAUUUAUGCAAAUGCACUUAGCAAAGCGCUCCCGCAGAUGUUCUUAAUUAAACCAGCCCAGCCCGAGCCCACAUGAAGCAAUAACCCCAAAAUGCCUCCCUGCUCUCAUAUGUUCUGAACCACCGCUGCAGGAUACUCCAGGAAUAUUAUUUUUGUAAGAGUAAACCAUUUUCUAAAUAAGCCACCUGUUAAAUAAACACUCCCACUCUCCAAAUAUUGUUAUUUUGUUUUCCAGACUAUGCACAAUCUGGAUUUAUUUUAGAUGAAAAAAGAUAAUCACUAAAGCAGAAAACCCCCAAAAAACAGUAUUUUGACUAUUUACAACUAUCCAUCUUGUGUGCACAUCUGCUCCUUUGCAAGCUGGCAGAGCUCUUCCAUUAAAAGAGAUUCACAGUUCCUUAUUCAGCCGGGAGCUAAUGAAUUUCCUUCAUCAGGCCUCAGCACUCUUUCAUUUUUUUCAACUUCUUCAAGCCUUGAAUUGCUCCUCACUCCCCUGACUUCCCUUUCUGUAUCUUCUCAUAGGGACAAAUCCCCACUCAAGAUCACUUUAGCAAAUUUGCCACAGGAGUAAGGACAGAGUUUGUCUCCUGUUCCAUCAUACUUUAAAAGCCAAGCUCACCCUUGUCCCACCUCAGACCUGUCUGUACAAGAACAUCCUGCUGCACCACAGCCCCUGGAAACCAUGGAAUAGAAUAGAAUAGAAUAGAAUAGAAUAGAAUAGAAUAGAAUAGAAUAGAAUAGAAUAGAAUAGAAUAGAAUAGAAUAGAAUAGAAUAGAAUAGAAUAGAAUAGAAUAGAAUAGAAUAUUGCAGUUGGAAGGGACCCUACAACAAUUUACUCCAAGUACAGGAUGUUAAAAGCCAACACUGCCCUUAGAGCUGAUCCGUGGCCCCUUAUCUCCAUUGUGAUGAAUAAGCUAGGUCAGACAGAAUUGUGGAAUUGUUUAGGUUGGAAAAGCCCUCUCAGACCAUCGAGUCCAACUGUUCUCCACCACUGCCAAGGCCACCACUAACCCAUGUCCCCAGGUGCCACAUCCACACAGCUUUUAAAUCCCUCCAGGGAUGGGGAUUCCACCCCUGCCCUGGGCAGCCCCUUCCAAUGCCUGAACACCCUUUCCAUGAUGAAAUUUUCCCUCCUCCAAACUAAACCUUCCCUGGCAUGGCUUGAGGCCAUCUCCUCUUCUGCUGCCCCUGGUUCCCUGGGAGCAGAGCCUGACCCCCACCUGGCUCCACCCUCCAAGGAGCCACAAGCACCCACUGAGUGGUGUGUGCAGACAUUUACCAGGGAUUUUAAAUGACUUUAGGGAUUUUCUGUUCUCGUAUCUGAUCUUGUUGUCUCAAAUAAUUACUCAGCUCAGGCAGAGGUUUAGGGAUCCCUGGGGACAUCGUGCUCCUGCUGUACCUGCACAGAAAGCUUGGCUGACUUGGGGAGAGACUGUGCAGGCUCUUAUCCUGUGAGAAUAAUGGCACAUGAGAGCAGCCCCAUGGAAAUCUGACUGAUUGGCAGUAAAAGCUGGGAAGGUGAUCAUCUAAGUGCAUAAAACGUGGCCAUAAAGGCACUCUGGCAUUAUGAGCUCAGGAAAUUGCAGGCGUAGAACUGGCCUAAACUGCUUUUUCCAAUCAGCUCCAUUAUCCAUCCCCUGGUCUCUCUCACAAAGAGCCUUUGUGAGCACAGUUCUUUGGGGCUGUUUUACAUGUUCAUGUAUAUUUUCCUGCUCUUUGACACUCACCACCUAGCAGCUUGGCUCCAUAACCUGUAGUGGAUAUUUCUUCUGUGCCUUCCGAAUGAGGCAGUGGCAAAAUCCUCCAGGCAAGUCUCACACUGUCUUUAACAAGAACCCUUUCUUCACCCAGUUUUCACCCAGCUACAGGUUUACCUGCAUCUCUUAAACACUAAACCCCAUCAGCUCAUGAUAUUUUUCCAAAUGCUUUUAUACAUCUUGACUCUAAUGGAGAUUCUGAGCAAAUUUCACAAAGCCUGUGUUACCCAUUUCACCUCAAAUGCAGUUCAUGAAUUAAUGGUGUCUGUUAAUUGGGCUGCUAAUCCCUCUCCCAGAAAAAAAAAUUAAAAAACAACCCAAAAAAUAUCAUAAUGCUUCUCAUUUUUAGGUACCAUGUUGUAAACAUGUUAAAGAUACUUUAAUAAAUGAGAGGCUUUAAUUAGAGCAGAGCAAGUUCAGUAUAUUCAUAUACAUAUAAUAGAUAUAUGUAGGAUAAAUGAAGAAAGAGCUGGACCCUUUUAAGACAGACCCUUUCCUCAACUCUCCAUCUCAGCCUUUUCCACAAAGAAAUCCAGGAUUCGUUUCAUUCAAAGGAUAGACUUUAAAUUUCUAUACUCCUGUCAGGGCAGCAUUAAAUAUUAAAGCCAGAUAUUAAAAUUUCAAGGAACCUAAAUUAAACCUGAGGUAUUCAAAAAUAAGUGUCCCUGAAUAUUUCAUGGUAAAGAUUUUGUAAUUAACUUACUUCAGAAAUCUCUCAUAUGAAGAAAGUGAGGAGCUACCUAGUAAAAUGUGACCAUCCCAGCGACCUUCCAGAGGGCUGCUCUCCAUCCACUGAAGAAUUUAUGUUUCUUGGGCUCUGUGACAUCUCUAUGGCUUCCCAAGGAAGCCUUGCCAGCCCUUUGUCUUCUCCAGGCUGGAAAACCCCCAGAGCAUCCCAAGUGUCCCAUCCCUCAUGCAAUAAACAGACUUGUGUGUGGAACCAAAGGGGCCAGGACUCACCAGAGCAGUUCACCAACUUCAGAUUUAAUGAGACAACAAGGAGAUGUUAUUUAUGGCUCCUUUAACUUUGAAUGUCCUGUGAAAAACUCCUAGAUUUACUAAGGAGGAGGAGCAAAACAACUCAAAUCAGGACAGGGUUUGUAGCCUCUGUAAGCAGGAUUUCUUCCAUUAUUCAGAAGGACAGGCUGACAUCCAAGGAGCAAUUGCCCAUUAGUGUCCUCCAAAGAUCUUCCAGCUGGACCACUCUCAGUUUCCCACCAGCAUCAGAUUGUUUACAGCUAGCACUGAUAACAUCUGCUCCUGUCUGCACAGAAAGCUUUGGGAGAGAGCUGGCCCAAUAUUUCAGUGUCAGCAUGGGAAAGCAGCUAAAAAUACCCCAACAGAUAAUAUAACAAUUUCAAUGUGGGUGUCUGUCUGAGCUUGGGAAAUUAAUGCAUAUUAAAAUGGUCUGAGAAGAUGCAAAAAGAUAGUAACCAGCUCUAAAUCAACGCAGCAGCAGCAGCAGCGUAAGGGCAUCUCUUCCUCCCUUCACCCGAGUUCUUGGGGCUGUGAAACAACCCUGUUUAUAAUGCACUUCUUUGAAUUCAUUAUAUAAGAAUUAAAUUUGUUACUCUAAAGGCUCCAACCCAUGUGCCUUUUUGUAAAAGGAAAGUUGCUAUAAACCAAUGCUGUGCCAAAUUUUUACCUCUCUUGGAGAAUGUGAGUGCAGCAAAUAAAGCCAGUGAUGUACAGCACAGCUUGUACCAAACCAGAAGGCCCUGGGUGCUGUCCUAGGUAGCCAGCUGACAGUCUGUGCAUGUUAAGGCUGUGGACUAAGCCUGAGCUACUGUUUAAAACUGCAUAAUUAACCAUACAUAAUUAGCAAUACUCUCAAAGAAGCCAGUUCCUGGGAUCACCAGCACCAUUUGCUGCCUCUGCUCUGCCCACGUUUGCAGAUAAGGGGGAUCCUGCUAUUGAAAGUUCUUAUACCUGUGGAAAUCUAGUAGAGAUCAGUGUAAAUAGAAUAUGAGAAGUAAGUCAUUGCCUUCAAACACUGUGAAGAGGCUUAAAUGCCUUCCCAAAGGAGAAUAUUGGUCUAUGACAAUGGGCAAAAGAUAAAGAGCAGAUUCAAUGGUACAGACUGUAAUUUAAUAUUCACAGUUCAUCUAAUCAAAGUAAACACACCCUUUCAUAGGAACAUGUCGAAGUCAUUGAAUUAUUGUGGAAAAGGGAAAGAACUUAGUGAACUUAGUCAGUGGUGAUACAAAAUAAUUACCAACCUUCAGAAGUUACAAAGCAGGCUACUGGGGCUUGAAGCCAUCUGUGGAGGAGAUCAGCUCAGGGGACGCCUGGGAACAGGGGAACACCUCUGCCCACCGUGGGGCCACUGCUCCAACAGUACCUUGAGGACGUGAGACAAUUUUAGUUAUUUCUCCAGAACCUUCUCUAAUGCACUUUUCUCAUAAAAUGUCUUGUGACUUCCUUAGGAAAGCAUGGAAUCAUGGAAUGGGUUGGUUUGUGAGGCACCUUAAAACCCGUCCAGUUCCACCCCCUGCCAUGGGCAGGGACACAUUCCAGUGUCCCAGGCUGGUCCAAGCCCUGUCCAACCUGGCCUUGGACACUUUCAGGCGAUGGGGCAACCACAGCUUCCCUGGGCAACCUGUGCCAGGGUCCCACCCCCCUCACAGGGAAGGAUUUCUUCCUAAUAUGCCAAUAUCUAACCCUGCCCUCCCUCAGCUAAAAGCCAUUAUCAGAAGACAGAAUAAACCAGGGUCCCAGCAGGGUCAUUCCUGUUUGUCCCCAGUGCCAUCAUGGGAGCCUUGGCUCCAGUGCAGUGAUAUUGUGGGAGUGUUACAGAACAGGGCAGGGCCCUGGCAGGGACAGCACAGCACGAGGGACAGCAGUGACUCUGAUUUAUAUCUCAAGGGGAAUUAAUUCAUCGUUCACGCAGGACUUACCAUGGCAGCAAUAAAUCAGUUUGCCUGAUAAAGGCAGCGGCACUAAAGAAUUCUGAGAUCUUUUGCCAGACUGGAAAAUGCAGCCUCUGUCUUCCUUCCCUCCUCAGCCCUGCUCAGUGCUCACAGUGCUGCCUUUGGAAAGGGUCAGGGGCAGAAAACAGAGCAGAGAAAAACCUUGAAGGCAUCAUAGAAUAGAAUCACAGAAUAUCCUGAGUUGGAAGGAACCCACAAGGAUCAUCAAAGUCCAACUCCUGGACACCAGGUUCAUGCCACACUGCAACAAGUAACUGAAUUUAAUCCUUAAUUUUCCUAUGAUAGUUUCAAAACAGUGAGUUUAGAGUUUGCAGGCCAUGUUUAUACCAUUUUUCCUUCAUUCUCAGGUGGUGGGCAGCUGUGGUUUUAUUUUGCACCAAGUUCUUUCUCUAAUAUUCAUCCCCAGUCAUCAACAAAAUAAGUUAAUAGAUGUAGGCGACUGUAAUGACAGUAAAUGCUGUGUGGGAGGCACCAUCCAUGCUGCAUUGUCAGUUCCUGCAUGUGAAAUUAAAUAUCCUAUUCCAGGCAAAUGCUAAUAUAUUCCAGGAGCACUUUGCCAUAAACAAAUUUUUAAAAGGCAGUAGAAUAAAAAGGUGAUAUUAAUGAUAUAUUGAAAUAAUCUGGUGGGUGUGAGGUUAGGACUGGGUUUUUUCUGGAGAGUCUGUCUUCCUAUUGGCAUGAAAUGAUCUGAAUGAAAGAAACAUCCAGGGUCUCACCACUGCUGCCCAAAAAUGGUACAGUGGCAUCAACCCUCAUUUGUGAACAGGAUGUUCUCUUAUAAAUGGGCUUUGCUGUUGGAGCCAGAACCACGGGACACAUUACAGCCUGGCUUCUGCUGAAAAAUUAUGUGAAAGACAAAACAUAAAAUCAUCUCAGAAUACCAGAUUGGGUUGGAUUGGAAGGGACCUCAAAGACCAUCCCUUUCCACCCCUGCCAUGGGCAGGGACACCUUCCACUAUCCCAGGUUGCUCCAAGCCCUGUCCAACCUGGCCUUGGACACUUCCAGGAAUGGGGCAGCCACAGCUUCUCUGGGCAACCUGUGCCAGGGCACCCUCCCAGUGAACAAUUCCUUCCCAAUAUCCCAUCUAAAUCUCCCCUCCUUCAGCUAAAGGCCAGGUCUGGGCUCCUGUAGCGCAGGACAGAGCAUUCCCCUUAGGUUUAACAAGCACUGCCUGUCUUUGAGAGAUUGUAACUAUUGAUUAUUCCUCUGCCCUGAUGGACUUUGGAUUUUUCUCUCCUGUUUUACACAGCAGCAAUCAGGAAGCUGAGGAUACAACAGCAUAUUGAGCCCUGAGCAAAAACACCUCAGGUUCUGGUGCAUCUUGCUUAUAUUUUAAUUACUCCACUAAUACAGGGAGGAUUUUGCAAAGCAGUGCCCUGAAUAACACCUUGGUUUGGAGCCAUAUGUUCUUCAUUCCACAAAAUAUCUUUCGUUGGUGAUGCAGACCACAAGGCUUAGCACAUUUGCAUAUGAUAAGACAAUUUAAAAGAAUAAAUAAGCUCAGCAUUAAGCAGCCAACAUGACAAUAACACCUGAGUGAUGCAGCAGAGAUUAGAGCUAAAAAUAGCUUAGAACACCAAAAAUACUUGCAGACAAGUAAUAAAAGUGUGUUUUCAAGGUGAUUUAUUAGGAAUUAUGAAGCAGUCCUGGCUUUGUGCUGAGCUGUGAACAGUGAAAUUGGAAUAAACAAAAUAAUCUUGCUGUGUUAAUAACUUGCUCUAAACUCCCCAUAUGUAUCACACUCUUCCUGGUUGCCAAGUGAGGACCAUGACUUAAAGGAGAGAUUCUGUGUAAAAUCUUUAUCUAACUAGAAAGAGAAAUGAGUGAAGGUAGAGACACUGACCCUGCUCAUGGGAAUGGGGAGGAAAGUGCCAGGGUCUGCUCCAGGAGGUAAUUCCACUCCUCCAGGGCAGGACUUAGCCGCUCUGGGUUGGAGAGGGAUAAACGAGGCCAUGGCAUUGCUGGGGGUACCAUGGCAGUGCUGGGGAAGACACCUUUGGAAGGUAUUCUCAGAAUGUUCUGCCAGGGAAAAUAGACACGGUUUCCACAAUGAGGGGAAUUAAGAGCCAGUUCCACCUUGCCCAUUCGAGCUGAUCCCUGCCUGGAACACCACAGAGAGCCAAGGGGAACAUUGGCGACCUGGAGCUUCAGCAGCUCUCCAUGGAGCUCACAGGGGGCAAUGGCAGGGCCUGGCUUGUGGGUUUGAAAUAAAACAGAAUACAGGAAAUUAAAUGAAAUCAUAUAUAAAAUAAAAAUCUACAAUUACAUUAAAUUCAAUUACAUUAAAUUAAACAAACAAAACCCCCUCUCUGCCCAAGAUCCAUUUCAAUGUGCUGGUGGAAUUCCACACAUCACAUGGCCAAUGGCCAUUCGAUAUUUCAAAAGUGCUCACUCUCAUUUUAGAAUCAGAGUCACAGAAAGGUUUGAGUUGGGAGGGACCUCAAAGUUCAUCCAGUCCCAUCCCCUGCCAUGGACAGGGACACCUUCCACUAGAUCAGGUUGCUCCAAGCUCCACCCAAUCUUGAACAGCUUUUGCUUCACUUGCUGACCAUGCCACGCUCAGUGAUAGUCUUUCCAGUACCUCUUGGCCAGGAAAAUGAAGGAAAUGCCAGUCUCCAGCUCUGAGGGUUUCAGGGUGAAUUUGGAAGCGGAGAGCCUGGUUCAGAGAUCCUGUCCCCACCCCAAGGCUCUGUGGGGCACAUACACUGAGAGAGCCAUGUCACCAGGCUGGCUCUGAAUUGCACCUCUGUUCCAAAAUUCCCUUUCCUUGCCUUUUCUCUGCUCUGAGCCCAAAACUUUUGAAUCCUCAUUGUCUGGUUUGCCAAUUCCCAUCAGUGUUCUUUGUGCGGCAGCUCCCCAGGUCCCAGCGCUCAGUGACAUGUGGGAGCACACACAGCUACCAAUAAAUACAUCAACUAUGACAAGGGACUUUUAUAAGCAGCAGACUUUUAGGAAAGAGAAUAAAGCAUGCAUUAGAAAUCCUGUUAACAGUGUUUGCCAUUACUGCAAGAGGGAAAACAGCUUUCCCAGGGAUUUGAUUUCUUUUUUUCUUCCUAAUGAGCCCUGCUCUCUUCCCAUCACCAACAGACAAUGUUGAAUAUUAACAGUUACUCAGCAGUUAUCAGGUUUAGAUUUCUUCAUAAUGCCAGUGAUUCCAAUAACGUUGUUGCUCCACUCCUAUAUAAUUUCUGUGAUAAAUAUGGAUAGCAUUCAGCACCAAAGCUCACAGUUAUGCUGCAGAGGGACCAGGAAGGGUAUUUUGGUUAAUUCAGUCCUGUGCAGAUCAUGAAAAACUAUGUCAAAGCAUCAUCAAAGAGGGUUUUGCCAAAUAGUUGUUCCUCAAUUUUUUCAAUAACAAAAUCCAGUAUUUUUGAGGAUCUCCAGCAUCUCAAGCACAGAAUCACAGAAUCAGAGAAUUGUUAAAGUUGGAAAAACCCUCCAGGAUCAUUUGAGUCCAACCUGUGACCAAUCCCCACCUUGUCACCCAGCUCAGUGAGUGCCAUGGCCAGUCGUUCCUUGGACAUCUCCAGAGCUGGGGACUCCACCACCUCCCUGGGCAGCCCAUUCAUUCUGUGAAAAAACAGAUUUAAAUGUGUCACUGCAGGUGCUGCAGCUCCAUCUGCCCUCUGUGAACCACAGUCAAAUGGCAUCAGAAGGGGACAGGACAAGGACCAGCCCAGAUGUUUCCAGUUAAAACUGAAGGAGCAAAUUAUUCAAAAAGGUCUUAAUUAUUGCUACCCAUGCAAAAGAAACAGUAGAUGACAGGAUGAGUUCUGUGAGAGGCAGAGUAAAGCUCAUUUCUAGGACAGGAAAAAUUUAUUAUGAAUGUGUAUGAACACAGUAAAGCAGCUACAACCCUCUGAUUAUAUUUUUCUACCAAUCAGGUCUAAUAUAGAAUCAUAUAAUUCCAGAUUGUUUUGGAUUGGAAGGGACCUUAAAGCCCAUCCAGUCCCACCCCUUGCUAUGGGCAGGAACAAUCUUCCACUAUCCCAGGUUGCUUCAAGCCCCAUCUAACCUAGCCUUGGACACUUCCAAGGAUCAGGCAGCCACAGCUGCUUUGGACACAUAAGAAUGUGGUAUAUUUUGUACUACACCCAGGAAGAGGAGCAUUCUUGCAUCUGUUAAACUUAUUUGCAUGAGGGGUGAGGAUAUGGAGCUGAUAUUCCCGACUUAAUCUCCCUGUCAGCCUCUGAAAGCUUGAAAAGCUUGAGAGAUAAACCCCAAUCUGAGCAAUCACGCAGCAGCUCCCGAUUACACGGCUCAAAACACCCGAUCAAAGCACGUGUAUGAGCGAAGUCACUGCACUGUUAAUGCCUCCCUUUCAAAAAAUGCACCUGAGCGUGGCACCGACACAGGUCACAGAGGCAGAGCCCGUGUAAGCUCCAGGAGCUCCCACACAGCGCAUCACUGCAAACUGUUUUCUUCUGUGGCAAGUGCUAAUUCCUAAGGUAAUGAAUGGAUAUUGAAUGUACAGUGGGCUUGGUGUUCCAUCUCCCCAGUCCCUUCGUUUUGGCAGGUUUGAUGCGGGUGACCUUUCCUCGGCAGGGGUUUGCUGUUUAAUUACAAGCUGGGGGAGCUGGGCUGUGCAAUGGAAUCGCUCCGUAGCCAGCGCUCCCUGUAACAGGGGCUGCCUGCUGGGAGCCGGGCAGGGAUCACCCAGCAGGGCCCUUUCGAAAUCACUCAGCAGAAUUACAGUGCUGAUGGCAAAGCUACUUACGGGCAAACAGGGUCAGGGAGGCAUUAAAGAGGCACGAAGGGGAGCCUGGCAAUACCCACCCGCUCGGAACACAAAGCUUCCAUGGCAGGGCUGGUGCUGAAAGCAAACAUUUGUACAGCCCUUCACCCAUGGAAAUCCAAUCAGCGCUGGGGAAUUAGUGCUGGGGUGUAACGAGGGAUGAGGGGAUGGCUGGGAUGCAUGGGAUGAGCACCUGCCCGAGCAGCACUUCCUUUGUGUUCCAGUGGUCUCACUGCUUCCCUGCUCAGUGCUGUGCAGGCUCUGGGGUCCCCUGUGCCCCUCUGAUCCCCUGCAGGCAAAUCCCAGAGUGUCCUGGAGAUACCAUUUGACAGCCCAUGGUGCCGGUCCCCAGCACACUGACGGAGGGAAGAGUCACUUCCCAGUUAGUGCAGCACAACCAGUGAGAUUCCCAGGAGGAAGAGCCUGAGUAAAUUGAAACUGUUUAUUAAAAUGAGCCUCAAAAGAGAGAAAAACCAAACAGGAAGGACUCAGCAGGAAUCUGACCCCCUUUUUUUUCCUGGGACCCCAUUCAUAGAAUCAUUAAGAAUCACAGAAUCAUUAAGAAUAACAGAAUCAUUACGAUUGGAAAAGGCAUCCAAGAUCAAGUCCAACCAUUCCAUCAUACUGCCUUGGAAAUUCUAAAAGGGGGCUCAUUUUACAUAAGGUUGAUGAAUGAAAAUAAAUAUUUUCCAUUCAUUUUAAUCUCUUAAAUGUUAAAAAAUAAACCUUUUGCAGAAGACCAGUCUUCUUUUUGUUGCAGAGUAAAUGACUGAGGUGAAUCCUCAAGUAUAAAACAGUUUUUUCCAAAAGAAUGUUCUAAAUGGCACCUGCCAGGUUUGAUAUGUGUGAUGUAAGAACUAACAACCCACAAUAAUAAAAUGGUCUUAUUAAAAUAAAUACAAAAUCAGAGAGGUUUAAUGAAACACAGCCAAGUGCCCUCAGUGGCUUAAACAAAGCAAUCCCUGCCAGGAUUUGUACCACAGAAAGAGAGGGUUGGCCCAGGGUGUUUGCUUAUGAAUCUCCAUAUUCAUUCACAGUAAAUAUUGGACUUCCCUUCUCAUUUCAUAUGGAAAGUGAGCUGGAACAGUUACAUUAAAAUAUGUGAAAGAAUAAAAAUCAACCUACAAAUGGAGGUAUUUGACUGGUGUCCAAGGGCACAGUAAAAUAGGCAAGUUAAUACUGAGUAAUUACAAAGUGUUUCCACCAGUUGUGCUUACUGUGACACACUGGCGAACCAAAGCAAGGAGGGAGGCAUGGCAUGAAUAUAAACAACUACAAAUAUGCUCAUUUGUAUGAAGAAUAUCCCAUACACACACCUUAAAUGUAAAAGAAAUAAUUUUUAUAUACCUUCCCAAAGUAUAUAUAUAAUUUUUAUAUAAUUUCCCUCAGUUUAGUUAAGUAAAUUUAUUCUAAUUUUAUUAAUUGUCAGACUGAAAAAAACUCAACCACGAGAGGAAACUUAACAUCUGACUUAUAAUGAAUUUCAGGACUGUAAACAUUUAGCUUGAGGUAUUGGCAAAUAUCCCAAAUAAUGUUGUAUUUUAUUCCAGGACAAAUUAUGUAGCAUCCAGAUAAAAGCAAAGCCAACUCCUGCUCCUGUUUGAGCAUGGGCAAUUUUCUCACAGGUGAAUUGUUUCCUGAAUUCAUAGUAAAUCCAAGAAUAAUCCCAGGUUUGGGUUGGAAGGGGCCUUAAAGCCCACCCAGUUCCACCCCUGCCAUGGGCAGGGACACUUUCCACUAUUCCAGGUUGCUCCAAGCCCCGUCCAGCCUGGCCUUGGACACUUCCAGGAAUGGAGCAGCCACAGCUUCUCUGGGCAGCCAACUUGGAAGUGUUUCUGUAGAAUGUGCAAUUCACACAAUUUUGGAGCCAUAAUUUCACUCCUUUCUGGGCAAUACCCGUCCCCCCUUUCUCUGCCAAAAUUCCUGCCUCCAGCCCAACGUUCAGUACCUGUGUGGAAAGAUCACAUAUUGUAUGUGUUUGUUUUCUGGCUUGUUUAGAACUGAGAACAGAACAAGCCAAGCGAAUCCAAGGAAAUCAAACCCGUGGCAGUCCCUGGUCACCCUUGCACUGCUGCAGGAAUCUAUUCCCGUGACUGGUGCAACUCCAACUGCAUCAAAUUCCACUUAAACUCCAUCAAUCAGCAGCAGCCGUGCAGAAAGCACAUUUCCAAAGCUCCUCGGGGGGUGAUGGAGCAUAGCCAGGUCCCCACCUUGGCUCCAGGGGCAGCCAGGGCUGGGCAUUCCUCACCUAUCCAGCCAAGGCUGAGGGCGCAUUCCUUGUGCAGCCAUUCUUCUCUUAGCCUGACAAUCCACCAUGUGGUGCUCUCUCCCAGGGAGGAUCUGAUCCUUACUGCCAGGAGGGAUCUGAUCCUCACUGCCAGGAAGGAUCUGGUCCCGUGGCAGUGGUGUGGCUCCACAGGGGGAGGUGGGGUGUGCAGAACCCCUCCUUGCGGGACCCAGAGCCACCGAGAGGACAAAGCCAUUUAACACAGUAAAUGCACAAUGGUUGAGUCACUUUUCCCUACGUUCCCAUUGCUCCUCUUGAGGAUUGUAUUUGAUUACAGAAUCAGGUUGCAGAUUGUACAUUGUGUCACAAGUAGCAAAGGAUACUUAUUUAUAUAUCUAUCUAUAUAUAUUUUACUGGGUUUUAUUCAUUUCUAAAUAAAUCAUCUCAGAUGCCAGGGUAUGGUGAGGAUUUUAGGUUUUAAAAAGUGGUUUACAGUAACUAAAUUAAACAGAUGCCUUAUUUCUGAGGAUUGCAGGAUUUUUUUGAAAAGAAACAAGCCCCUAUCGCAAGGUCCCUGCAGGAAUCCCAGCAGGAGAUGAGCUGAGGUGGGGAGGGUGUUUCUGUGUAAAGCCAACAUGGCACUGGGACAGGACCAAUCUCUGCAAAAGAAGUUGAUGUUUGAAAGGAGCCUUGAGAUCCCAGGCUUGGGUUGGCAUUCCCAGACCUGAGUGUUAGCCUGACCCCUCCUAACCCUCAGGAAGUGGCUGGUGCCUUUUCGGGGGGUCUCAAGCCAAGAAAGACAAUUCCAAGCAGAAUUCUACAGUACAUGGAAUAUCUGCCUCCAUGCCCACACAGAUCGUCCUACUUGCAAUUAAAUAUAAAACCUCUUUGAAACACAUGGAUAUUUUUUCCAAAGUCACUCAUUGACUUCCCUAUCCCCUCACUGCUGUACAAUAGGCAGGGACAAGCCCACUUUUCCAGAAUUCAUUCCCUAGGGUAACAGCAGAACUUUUCCCAGGAUUAAAACACAGCGACACUUCCUUUUUUUACAUUUGUUUGAUUAGCUUAACCUAAAGUUGACAGAGUCCCUAAUUCUUCCCAGAUCUCAGCUACAGCCUGUAGGGACGAGUGUAUUUAUUUCCGCAUCUGUUCCCCAAAUUAACUCAGAAAAUUAUUAUGAACGAAGGGUUCUUGGUAGUGCCCGGGGAAGCUCUUCUGGAACAUUCCAUCCCAGCGAUCUGCCAGGAUCAUUCCUCACACAACUGUUUCCUCUCCUUUUAUGUUCUACUAAUUGCAAGGGGAAUAUAACACCACUGCAGGGUUCAAAUCUGUUCUGCAGGAGUCCAUGGCAAGACUUCCAUUGACUCCAGUGGAUCCAGAAUUCCGUGAGCUGUUUGUUACGCUGUCAGACAGAGCAGACCUUGUGGCUCCGGGGACAAACUCCCAAACCACCCACUGUGGUGUUAUAUUCCCAAACCCUCUGCUCUGGCAUUGGGAACAUCCUUGAAAGGGGUUUCAUUGGAGAUGUGAACCCAAGGAAGGGUUGGUGUGUCAUCAUGUUUAACACUCACCACAAAGUACCCUCUGGAACCAGGAUUCAAUACCAACUUUCUCCAAUGUACAGCAUUUUAGGAUGCAUGUAGUAUCUUUAGUAGCCACAGAUCUGCCAUUUGGGGGCUGCAGCCCAGUAGGAUGUCCCCGUGUCCCUCGCUUCGAUGUACUCUUGUAUGGGUUAGAGAAGAUGGCCUCUGUCGUGCGUUGUUCGUGAGCUGUUUCUUAUCCCAGAGAGGUGUACGAUGUAAAAUACGUCAGUGCAAAGUGUAUAUUUUAUGUGAGAGGAAAAUACAUUUUAAUAAAGGUAAAGCUUUGUUUAGCUGUAAAAAAUGGCAACUGUUCAAGUGUACAGUAACUUCUUACUAAUGUAUGAAAAUCUGUGAUAUUUUUGAUUUGAUUGUAUUUGUAUUGCCCAAAUAAAACAUUUUGGCUGUAUUGUUCCUAA
Molecule: messenger RNA, 23926 nt
Organism: Myiozetetes cayanensis
Lineage: Eukaryota; Metazoa; Chordata; Aves; Passeriformes; Tyrannidae
Gene: NEGR1
Product: neuronal growth regulator 1
Exons: 7
Coding region: 137-1195 (352 amino acids)
Source: RefSeq, a predicted model, not a curated record